This is a messenger RNA of Rangifer tarandus platyrhynchus (Svalbard reindeer), 2121 nucleotides long. The record is from the annotation of a GenBank genome assembly. NCBI's taxonomy places the organism in Eukaryota, Metazoa, Chordata, Mammalia, Artiodactyla, Cervidae.
AUGAGGCUGAAUGCUGAGCUCCUUCGUUACAUGACAAAGGAGGAAUUUCGCGUGCUGACCUCCGUCGAGAUGGGUCACAAGAACCACGAGUUCGUGCCGGUCGCGCUGAUACAGUCGAUUGCGUGCUUGAAGCGACAUUCGAUUCAAGAUAUCAUCACGUCUUUGCUAAAGAACAAAUUGCUUUAUCGAACCAACCAGAAAUACGAGGGGCUGAAGCUCACUUAUUUAGGUUAUGACUAUCUGGCGCUGCACGCAUUUGUGAGGCGAGGAUUGCUCAGCGGCGUUGGCGUCAGAAUAGGCGUCGGCAAAGAAAGCGACAUACACAUCUGCCGUACGACGGAUGGCAGAGUAGUCGUGCUGAAGCUUCACCGCCUCGGACGGAUAUCUUUCCGUUCAAUCAAGCGCAACAGAGACUACCUGCAGCGUCGACAGCAUGCGAGCUGGAUGUACCUUGCCCGCCUCGCGGCUUUGAAGGAGUUUUUUUAUUUAAAGGCGUUAUACGCCCACAGGUUCCCGGUGCCGGAGCCCAUCGAUGUGAACAGGCAUGCGGUUGUGAUGGAAUAUAUAGACGCCACCCCCUUUCGAGAGGUCAAAGCACUGCCUGAGCCAAUGCGCGUGCUUGAGAAGUUGAUGCAUCUUAUAGUUCGCUUAGGCCGCGCUGGGCUUAUUCACGGAGACUUCAACGAGUUCAAUUUGAUGAUCGAUGACAAGGAGCACAUCACCUUCAUAGACCUGCCACAGGUGGUGUCGACGCAGCACCCGAAUGCAGAAAUGUACUUCGAGCGCGACGUUGAAUGUAUUCGGAGUUUGUUUGCGCGGAAGUUCAACGUUGAAGUCACUGAAGCACCGCGUUUCCACGUGGUCUGUCAGGCGUCUCCAGUGGCAGGCAUUGCGGAUGCAGGGAGCGUGACCGAACAACGGGGAGAGUGCGAUACGACACACUCCGAGAGACCCUUGCGCGUGGAAGAGGUGCUUGGGGCGGAGGAGCUUCAAGCGAUCGAAGAAGCGUGGACAGAGUCUAGACGAAUGCGAGACGAGAACACGGAGAACGGCCGAAGCUGUCCUGAAAGCCCCAGCGACACUGACUGUGAGGCAAAGGACGACGCGGCUGGCCGUGCCUUACACGGCAAGAAGCAGACAGCGAUGCUGGUGAGGAGGAUCGACCUCCUGAAAGGCACGAUCCGGGUUACGAUACGGAUACUUCUUCUGACGAAUACCCUGAAGAGUCUCACGAUUCUCCGAUUCGCUGUUAUUACCCAAAGGCGCGAGCGGGACACUACUGUAGUGAACAGAAAGCAUGCUGAUGUCCGGCUGCAUCAUCCGAAUGAUCGAGAUGCCUGCGUGUUUUUCAGGCACGAUCCGAAUGUUGUUCGCAAGCGCGCGCAGCGUUCAGAGAAGAAGAAAUCAGCUCACGCCGGUUUGAGGAGCGUGCAUCUGCUUGUGGGGGCAGACCUCCGGAAAGACGUACAGUCAGUGGAGUUUGACACAAGUGUACACGCGAGCGCGUGCGACACACACGCGGGGCCGCACAUCGGGCAGCGCGGUGUAUAUAUAUGUACAUACAUACAUGUAUAUAGAUUUAUACCUGUGCACAUAUAUGUAGAUGGAUAUAUACGAUAUGUCGUGGAGAAACAAGCUGGCUCACGUUGCAGAGUCCGAGGCGACUACGAGGCAGCGGAGCUAGAAGCGGCCGUGUUCUCUGGCCAUCAGGGCAGCUGCAUACGGACGGUGCAGGUUGCUGUCAGUGGACUCCCCGCUCGUACAGGUCCCCGUACGCAUAUCGGUUCUGUACAAGUAGAUGGGAAACGUACAGAGUCUUGCCAGCGUCCACCCUGCACACACACGCACGGGCAUCAGAGGUCAACUGACAGCGCACAGGCGUGGUUUUGGGCGACGCAGCAGACCAGCGUUGCGGGGGCACAACGUGGAACACUUCGCAGAUACGCUGUCAACCCCCGCGUACACACACUUUGGUCUUCUUCUGAACUUCGCCAAGGCCGCCGCGGGAUUGAUGUCGCGCAGCAGUCUAUGAGUAAGAGGCUUCCUGCGGACGCGCUGGACGAAAUUCAGGACUCGCUGUUUCAUGGCAUGCCUCGCUACCCUUCUGCACGAGCCUCGUAA